CACACUAGAUAGUGUAAUAUCUAGUGUAGAUUAUAAUGUGUUUGCACAUUUACGUGUCUAGCGUGGUUAAUGGUAGAUCUUUGUGAUACCAUUCCUCACGUCGCGUAAUACACAACGGACUAUAUACAUCACUGGAACGAUACCAGAUCUACACAGCAGCGCUUUUUGUAUUCAAUGUCAAUGCUAAAGCGUAUAAAUGAGGAUAUCUUGGUGAAUAUCUUUCGGUCGGCUGCGGCUGGAAAGAAUCGUAUUCCCCUAAGACGUGCAUUUUCCGAAUUCGUUCGUUUAUUCUAUGGAGAUGGUGUUAACGUGGCUACUCGCAGUGCGGAAUUUCUUAACGAGUUCUAUUUGCGUGGCAUAGAUGUCCGCUGCGGCUUGCGUUCUCAGGUACUAAUGGUUGGCGGCCCAAAGAAUCUUAGAGGCAACCCUCGUGGCGGACUUGAUGCACGACUGUUUUACCCUAGUAUUACAUGUGAGCAGUUCAUAUCUAUAGCCAGGGCUAUGGAAAGCGUUAUACUGGAGCGUCAAGUGCCUCACCUUACAGGUGGGUGUCUGAGAGCUGAACGACGUACAGUCGAACUGGACGCGAUAAAUCGCAAACAACAUCGCGAUCUUUUGACAUCGGUACAAAAGUUUAUGCAGCAUGACUAAAAGUGCUUGUGGCAAGCGUCUCUGUCACUCUGGUCUUGG
Molecule: messenger RNA, 690 nt
Organism: Babesia bovis T2Bo
Lineage: Eukaryota; Apicomplexa; Aconoidasida; Piroplasmida; Babesiidae
Exons: 2
Coding region: 175-651 (158 amino acids)
Source: RefSeq, a predicted model, not a curated record